AUGCUAAGUCGUUUAGGAAUAUGUCAAUUAAGUUCAAUGAGGACGUCAGUUUGUCCUGCGUGGAGAAUGAUGGGUACAACAGCAGUUAGGUCCAAGAAUAUGGCCACAAAUAUGCGUGGAUCUGUUGCGUCUCCCAAGGGUAAAAGGACCGGUAAGGUGUUAGCAGAGGGUAGCAAGGCCGAAGAGUCGUUGCAGCAGAGACGGGUCCACGACAAUUGGAAAGGGUAUAAAAGUUUAGUGGAUAAAGGUAGCAAAGUAGAGGCCGAGCAGGCUCGUCCUGACGAUUCGUCGUGA
Messenger RNA from Debaryomyces hansenii CBS767, 294 nucleotides. RefSeq names its product DEHA2C13420p. Lineage: Eukaryota; Fungi; Ascomycota; Pichiomycetes; Serinales; Debaryomycetaceae. The record is from RefSeq and is a predicted model, not a curated record. The coding region runs from base 1 to 294 and encodes 97 amino acids. The transcript has a single exon.